Mandrillus leucophaeus (drill) is the source of this 4696-nucleotide messenger RNA. RefSeq names its product tetratricopeptide repeat domain 17 (gene TTC17). Gene Ontology annotation, biological process: cilium organization; actin filament polymerization. The coding region runs from base 65 to 3661 and encodes 1198 amino acids. Gene Ontology annotation, cellular component: cytoplasm; actin cytoskeleton. Lineage: Eukaryota; Metazoa; Chordata; Mammalia; Primates; Cercopithecidae. The transcript has 25 exons. Gene Ontology annotation, molecular function: protein binding. The record is from RefSeq and is a predicted model, not a curated record.
AAGAUGGCAGGCGCCGGAGACUAGCUUCCGCUUCCGGUGUGAGUGGCCCGGCCGGGGGGGCAAGAUGGCGGUGGCAGUAGGGGUCCGUGGCCGGUACGAGCUGCCGCCUUGCUCCGGCCCAGGCUGGCUCCUCAGCCUUUCAACCUUGCUGAGUGUGGCGGCACGAGGGGCCUUCGCCACCACGCACUGGGUCGUCACGGAGGACGGGAAGAUCCAGCAGCAGGUGGAUUCACCAAUGAACUUGAAGCAUCCUCAUGACCUAGUCAUAUUAAUGAGACAAGAAACAACAGUUAACUACCUCAAAGAAUUAGAGAAACAAUUAGUUGCUCAAAAAAUUCACAUAGAAGAGAAUGAGGACAGAGACACAGGACUGGAACAGAGACAUAAUAAAGAAGACCCAGACUGCAUCAAAGCCAAGGUGCCCUUAGGGGACCUGGAUCUGUAUGAUGGCACAUACAUAACUUUGGAGAGCAAAGACAUCAGUCCUGAAGAUUAUAUAGACACAGAAUCUCCUGUCCCUCCAGACCCUCAGCAACCUGAUUGUACUAAAAUUCUAGAACUUCCAUAUAGUAUACAUGCUUUUCAGCACUUGAGAGGUGUACAAGAGAGAGUUAAUCUUUCUGCACCUCUACUACCUAAAGAAGACCCAAUCUUCACAUAUUUAUCUAAACGAUUAGGAAGGAGUAUAGAUGACAUAGGCCACCUCAUUCAUGAAGGCCUACAGAAGAACUCUUCCUCAUGGGUACUGUAUAACAUGGCUUCAUUUUACUGGAGAAUUAAGAAUGAGCCAUAUCAGGUAGUAGAAUGUGCCAUGCGAGCACUUCACUUCUCUUCCAGGCACAAUAAAGACAUUGCCCUGGUCAACCUGGCAAACGUUCUACACAGAGCACACUUCUCUGCUGAUGCUGCUGUCGUGGUCCAUGCAGCUCUGGAUGACAGUGACUUCUUCACCAGCUAUUACACUUUGGGGAAUAUAUAUGCAAUGCUUGGGGAAUAUAACCACUCAGUGCUCUGUUAUGACCACGCUUUGCAGGCCAAACCUGGGUUUGAGCAAGCUAUAAAGAGGAAGCAUGCUGUCCUAUGCCAGCAAAAACUGGAGCAGAAAUUGGAGGCUCAACAUAGAUCUCUCCAGCGAACACUGAAUGAGUUAAAAGAGUAUCAAAAGCAGCAUGACCACUACCUGAGACAGCAGGAAAUCCUAGAAAAACAUAAACUGAUUCAGGAGGAGCAAAUCUUAAGAAAUAUCAUUCAUGAGACUCAGAUGGCAAAAGAGGCACAGUUAGGAAAUCAUCAGAUAUGCCGACUGGUAAACCAGCAGCAUAGUUUACAUUGCCAGUGGGACCAGCCUGUACGCUAUCAUCGUGGAGAUAUCUUUGAAAAUGUGGACUAUGUUCAGUUUGGUGAGGAUUCAUCAACCUCCAGUAUGAUGUCUGUGAACUUUGAUGUUCAAUCAAAUCAGAGUGAUAUCAAUGAUUCGGUCAAGUCUUCUCCCGUAGCCCAUUCUAUUCUCUGGAUUUGGGGCAGGGACUCUGAUGCAUAUAGGGACAAACAACAUAUUCUGUGGCCUAAAAGAGCAGAUUGUACAGAAAGCUACCCUAGAGUCCCUGUUGGUGGGGAAUUGCCAACGUAUUUUCUGCCUCCGGAAAACAAAGGACUCAGGAUCCACGAACUCAGCAGUGAUGAUUAUUCUACAGAAGAAGAGGCCCAAACCCCUGACUGUUCCAUAACUGACUUCAGAAAAAGCCACACUCUGUCCUACUUAGUCAAAGAAUUAGAGGUUCGCAUGGAUCUGAAAGCCAAAAUGCCAGAUGACCAUGCACGAAAAAUUUUGCUUUCCCGUAUUAAUAACUAUACUGUCCCAGAAGAAGAAAUUGGGUCUUUCUUAUUUCAUGCUAUUAAUAAGCCAAAUGCUCCUGUCUGGCUCAUACUCAAUGAAGCUGGACUAUACUGGAGAGCAGUAGGAAAUAGCACUUUUGCUAUUGCCUGUCUUCAGAGGGCUUUGAAUUUAGCUCCACUUCAAUACCAAGAUGUUCCUCUUGUCAACUUGGCCAACCUUUUGAUUCAUUACGGCCUUCAUCUUGAUGCCACUAAGCUGCUACUUCAAGCUUUGGCCAUCAAUAGCUCUGAGCCUCUGACCUUUUUGAGCCUGGGAAAUGCUUACCUUGCUCUGAAGAAUAUCAGUGGAGCACUUGAGGCCUUUAGACAGGCCUUGAAAUUAACCACCAAAUGCCCAGAGUGUGAAAACAGCCUGAAGUUGAUCCGCUGUAUGCAGUUUUAUCCUUUUCUGUACAACAUCACUUCUUCUGUUUGCAGUGGUAAUUGUCAUGAGAAAACCCUGGACAACAGCCAUGACAAACAGAAAUAUUUUGACAACUCACAGUCACUGGAUGCUGCUGAAGAAGAGCCCUCUGAGAGAGGAACAGAGGAGGACCCUGUGUUCUCUGUUGAGAAUUCAGGGAGGGACUCAGAUGCCCUUAGACUUGAAAGUACGGUGGUUGAGGAGAGCAAUGGCUCUGACGAGAUGGAGAAUUCAGAUGAAACCAAAAUGUCAGAAGAAAUACUGGCUUUGGUGGAUGAAUUUCAGCAAGCAUGGCCUUUGGAAGGCUUUGGGGGUGCACUGGAGAUGAAGGGGCGGCGUCUAGACUUACAAGGAAUACGGGUGCUGAAGAAAGGUCCCCAGGAUGGAGUGGCCAGAAGCUCUUGCUACGGAGACUGCAGAAGUGAAGAUGAUGAAGCAACAGAAUGGAUUACAUUCCAGGUCAAACGUGUAAAGAAACCCAAAGGAGAUCAUAAGAAAACUCCUGGGAAAAAAGUAGAAACAAGUCAGAUAGAAAAUGGACAUCGUUACCAAACAAACCUGGAGAUCACUGGCCCCAAGGUGGCAUCUCCUGGGCCACAAGGAAAAAAACGUGACUACCAGCGUCUGGGAUGGCCCAGCCCAGACGAAUGCGUCAAACUCCGCUGGGUAGAGCUGACUGCCAUCGUGAGUACCUGGCUUGCAGUUUCUUCAAAAAACAUUGACAUCACAGAACACAUAGACUUUGCCACCCCUAUACAGCAGCCAGCAAUGGAGCCUCUUUGCAAUGGCAAUCUCCCCACGAGUAUGCAUACCCUGGACCACUUGCAUGGGGUUUCCAACCGAGCCAGCCUGCACUACACAGGGGAGAGUCAGCUAACAGAGGUAUUACAAAAUCUCGGCAAAGACCAAUAUCCACAACAGUCGCUUGAACAAAUUGGCACCCGAAUUGCCAAAGUUUUGGAAAAGAACCAGACGUCCUGGGUCCUCUCCAGCAUGGCAGCCCUCUACUGGAGGGUGAAAGGCCAAGGAAAGAAGGCAAUCGACUGCCUCCGCCAGGCUCUGCACUAUGCACCACACCAGAUGAAGGAUGUGCCCCUGAUUAGCCUGGCCAACAUCUUGCACAAUGCCAAGCUCUGGAAUGACGCCGUCAUAGUGGCCACCAUGGCAGUAGAGAUCGCACCACACUUUGCUGUGAACCACUUCACUCUGGGCAAUGUCUACGUGGCAAUGGAAGAAUUUGAAAAAGCACUGGUGUGGUAUGAAUCCACAUUGAAGCUUCAGCCCGAGUUUGUCCCGGCCAAGAACCGAAUCCAGACCAUCCAGUGUCACUUAAUGCUGAAGAAGGGACGGCGCUCUCCUUAGUGCACUUCUUCUUUCUCUCUUUCUCUUUACUCAUUCUCUCAAAAAAAAAAAAAAAAAAGAAAAAAAGAAAAAAGAAACCAAUCAUUGUCAGUAUCUACUAUUAAUGAUGUGUGUGAAAAUAACUAAGACUUAUAACAGGACUUUUACAUAUGCGGGAAUUGGUUUGUUUUUAAGUUUCUCCUUUCCCCCAACCAGCCUCGGAAGAGGCACCUUCAGAAACACACAUUUCUUAAAAGGAAAGUGCAGCUUCAAGAUAUUGUGUAAAUACUGAGCCAAGACAUUUCUGGAGCUGUGCUCUGUCUCCAAAAACCUCACUGCCUUUAGGGCUUUUCUCAGUGGUCCAGCUAGCCUCCUCUUUGGAGGAGGACGAAGCCGCAUUGCUCAUUCUCUGCUUCCUGUCGUAGCCUCUGUUGUCAGUGGAAAUGCAGAAGCUCAUCUGGUGCCCGUCGGUGAGAAGCAACGUUCUGCGCUCUCUCCGUUAGACCUCCAUGCUGUCCCCAGUCUUGUACGUUCCAUGCUGCUAUGUUACAAACUCUCAGAGGUAGUUUGCAGGGGAGGAAGGGGAAUAUGAAUUUUAAAACAAAAUAUUUACAACAACAAAAAUUCUUAGGAUCAGCUGACCUUUGUAAUGUUAUUUAUGUUGGGGAGGGAGGGGGGCUGAGAAGGGGAAAUCAGCAGUGUGCAACAUCUUUCUCAUUUGUACUUUAAUUGCCAAUCACAAGGAAACCAAUAAGUUGAAAUCCUAUAUAACAGGUUUAUAUAUAUAGAAUAUGUAUAUUUGAAGCCCUCUACAGACUGAGUCUAUGUUUUACUAAUUCUUUGUUCACUGUGUUACCCAUCUUGGAAUAAGGUGUGAGUGUCAGCUCCCUCUCUCUGAGGCCUCCCGACUUCGCCCCUCAGGAGAGUAAUGAGCCAAGGUUGAGUGUUUCCAUACAAUGCUUUUACCUUUGGUCCCAGGAGAAUCAGAAACUCCAACAUUUUGGAAUCUUCAAGGGCACAUACUGAGAAAAAAAAUAAAAUUGUUUAUGAGCAAAA